CAAAAAAAAAGAAUUGAACAAGCAAAAGGCUCCCAGCUCAUUGCCUUUGUCUUCAUGUACCCAACGCAGCGUCCCACGAGGGCAUCUGCCUCCUGAAUUUGGCUUCCCAUGUCGGGCUGGCCUUCUUAAAUCCACGACCCACCCACACUCCCAUUUUUGGCGCACAGUGGACGGCAUCUUCUCCAUCCGCUCCCCCCACACUGAUCACACUUCAAUACUUCAUCACACUCGAAGCGAGCAGCCGCCCGCAGGACGCGGAAGUGAGGGAGGCGGAGCAGCAGCGCGAGGCGAAAUGGCGAGCAAGCCGGUCACCGUCGGCGACCUCAUCCACCGCGUCGCAUCCUCCUGCCUCUCCAACCGCCUCCCCUGCAACUACACCCUCCGCGACUCCGUCGACAGCGAUCUGGAUGACGACGACGACGACCCGUUCGCCGACGCCGUCUCCAGCAGCGACAAGUGCCGCCGGUCCCCCUCCGCGGCGGAGGUGGAGGUGGAGGGGCAGCAGCAGGAGGAGGAGAAGCUCAAGAUCUGGGAGGAGGGGAGCCAGGAGGAGCGGAAGGCGGCCCAGGGCGCCGAGCGCGCGCGCGACGCGGAGGCGCUGAUGGCGGAGGUGUUCGACGCGGUCUCCGGGCUGCGCCGCGCGUACGCCGCGCUCCAGGGCGCGCACUGCCCCUGGGACCCCGACAAAAUGCGCGCGGCCGACGCCGCCGUCGUCGCCGAGCUCCGCCACCUCGCGCGUCUCCGCGACCGCUUCCGCCGCUCCGCCGCCGCGGGCCACAUCCCGCGCCCCAACCCCUCGGCGCCGCCGCUCCGCGAGGCCGUCGCGCCGUACGAGGCCGCGCUCGACGACCUCCAGCGCCAGCUCCAGUCCAAGCAGGCCGAGGUGGACGGCCUCAAGGAGAAGCUCGCCGCCGCCACCAGCCGCCGCAACGGGCGCCACCACCCGUCCAAGCCGAACGGCCCCGGCGGCGCGCCCACGGCGGACCUGUUCACCACCUGCGCCGAGCAGGCCCGCGCGGCGACGCGGGCGUUCGCGGCGCACCUCCUCCACCUGAUGCGCGCGGCGGGGGUGGACGUCGCGGCGGCCACCCGGUCCCUCACCAAGAUCCCGGUCUCCUCCCCGCAGCUGGCCAAGCACGCGCUGGAGGCGCACGUCACCCGCUCCCUCCUCGGCGGCUUCGAGCACGAGUCCUUCUACCUCGACGGCUCCCUCUCGUCGCUGCUCGACCCCGCCGCGUUCCGGCGGGAGCGGUACACGCAGUUCCGCGACAUGCGCGGGAUGGAGCCCGCCGAGCUCCUGGGCGUGCUCCCGACCUGCGCCUUCGGCCGCUACGCCGCCACCAAGUUCGCGGCCCUCCUCCCUCCCCGCGUGGAGGAGGCCAUCCUCGGCGACGGCGAGCACCGGCGGGUGGUGAACGGCGGGACGCACCCGCGGACGCCCUUCUACGGGGAGUUCCUGCGCGCGGCCAAGGCCGUGUGGAUGCUGCACCUGCUGGCGUUCGCGCUGGAGCCGCCGCCCAGCCACUUCGAGGCCGGACGCGGCGCGGAGUUCCACCCGGAGUACAUGGAGAGCGUGGCCGGCGCGCCCCCGCGCGCCGGCGCGGGCAUGGUCGUCGGAUUCGCGGUGGCGCCCGGGUUCCGGCUGGGGAACGGCGCCGUCGUGCGCGCCCGGGUCUACCUCGUGCCGCGUGGUGGCCGACCGUGACAGGCCGAUGCACGGCGCAGCGCCGUGGUCCACGGAUCACCUCCGAUCGUUCGUUGGGUGGGCGCCAUGGAGAUGGAGAUGGAGUAGCUGCGGCUCAUUGGUGAAGAACAGUGGUAGUGGUAGUACCGUACUACUAGCUCCCUCCGUAGACUUUCACUGCUACUCCUUAAUCUAGAUUGCCUUUUUCUCUCAAGUGAUCAACCAUGUCAAGUCAAGAGGACUUGGAAUUGAAUGUAUCAUCAUCGUUCGGUAAUAACCAGUACCAUUUCCUGAUUCA
Panicum hallii is the source of this 1982-nucleotide messenger RNA. RefSeq names its product protein GRAVITROPIC IN THE LIGHT 1. The coding region runs from base 293 to 1705 and encodes 470 amino acids. The record is from RefSeq and is a predicted model, not a curated record. The transcript has a single exon. Gene Ontology annotation, biological process: negative gravitropism; response to red or far red light. NCBI's taxonomy places the organism in Eukaryota, Viridiplantae, Streptophyta, Magnoliopsida, Poales, Poaceae.